UCCGUAUCAAAGAGGUCAAGAGAAAAAAAAUCCAUUUUCAAAUUUAAGUUGACGAAAAUAGAACGUGUGUUGUGUUUACAUUUUAUUAGUUUUAAAAAUGGCGGAUUUUGGGUCGAAUUUUGUAUUGCAAAGGCCCCCGGGAGCAAUUGAAGCGAUUAGAAAAAUUCAUAAUUUGGACAAACCAGGGAGAUUGGAAGAAGCAUUAAAUAUAUUACACGAUUGGAUUCAAAAACAGCAUCAUUUGACAAAAAAGGACUUUAGUAAGGACUACUUGGAGAGGACUUUGAUAUCGUGCAAGGGUUCCGUGGAGAAGGCGAAGAAGCAAAUAGACAGGCUGUGCACAUUCAGGACGUUGAUACCUCGAUUCUUCACUUGUACUGACGCAAGGGAUUUGUCCUACGUGUCUGAAUAUGCAUCGAUGGUCGCAUUACCGAAGUUAACAUCAGAUUUCUACAGAGUAUUUCUCAUUAAGUUUAAAUUCAAGCACCUCACCAGCGAGAAUAUCCUUGAUUAUUUCCGAUACAGUAUCAUUGUGAGCGAAUACAUCAAAGCACAUGAUUAUGUAAACGGUUUCAUUAUAAUAGAUGACUACAGAGAAACUAAUCUACUAGAUGCUGUGACAAAGCUGAACCCUGUAGACCUGCAACAAUACAUGUCGAUAUUAAUUGAAGGCUUCGGUGCAAGAAUGAAAAGUCUCCACCUUCUAUCAGACUCGAAAGCAGUGGAUUUGAUCAUAAAGCUGAUGAAACAAUUCGUCAGUGACAAGAUUGCUAAGAGGACGCACGUACAGAAGUCUCUGGAGGACUUACACAAGUUUGUGCCGAAGGAUAUCUUGCCGAUAGAGUAUGGGGGCAGCGAGAAGUCCAUUGUUUCGAUACGUAACGACCUAGUAGAAGCAAUCACUUCGAAGAAACACAUAGAAUAUAUGGAGAUGAUGAACAAGGCGUGCACGGACGAGUCCAAACGAGUGGCUGCGAAGUUCAACGAGGAAUAUCUGGGCAUGCCUGGAUCUUUUAGAAAUAUGAGCGUAGAUUAGUUUUAAAAUUUUAGUGUGUAUCAUAAAAAUAAGAUUAAUAAGAAUCCGAAUGUGAGACAAGAUGUAGGGUACUAUUGUAAUUUUAAGUUUUUUGUAUAUUAUUUAACAAACAUGUGAGUUCAAAAUCUUGGAUGUACUUAAUAUUAUAAUUAAAAUACAUAGUGACGGGGUUUGAAAA
This is a messenger RNA of Spodoptera litura, 1214 nucleotides long. RefSeq lists its product as uncharacterized. Gene Ontology annotation, molecular function: phosphatidylinositol bisphosphate binding. Gene Ontology annotation, cellular component: membrane. The record is from RefSeq and is a predicted model, not a curated record. Lineage: Eukaryota; Metazoa; Arthropoda; Insecta; Lepidoptera; Noctuidae.